This is a messenger RNA of Phycomyces blakesleeanus NRRL 1555(-), 1038 nucleotides long. RefSeq lists its product as hypothetical. Gene Ontology annotation, molecular function: sulfur dioxygenase activity. The coding region runs from base 1 to 1038 and encodes 345 amino acids. The record is from RefSeq and is a predicted model, not a curated record. Gene Ontology annotation, biological process: glutathione metabolic process; hydrogen sulfide metabolic process. The transcript has 2 exons. Lineage: Eukaryota; Fungi; Mucoromycota; Mucoromycetes; Mucorales; Phycomycetaceae.
AUGUCCGGUCGUCGAAGCCGCUCAGUAGGUGAUAUCGCGGUCGAACUUGGUUUCAAAAAUGUCUACAAUCUUGAAGGAGGCUGGAAAGCUGCAGACACAAUUCCUCAUCAGCCAUAUGCUAAAAACCAUUCGCCAUGGGUUCACACUAUCUUUGAAAAAGAGACAGAAACUGCACAGUAUGUAGUAACAGAUAUCGAAACCAGAGAGGCUUACAUCAUCGAUCCUGUACUGGAUUAUGAUCCAUUUAGCUCAUGUGUUCACCCAAGUACAGCUAAACAGAUUAUCGAGUUUGUUAGGAAGCACAAACUCAAUAUAACCAAAAUUAUCGAUACACAUGUACAUGCAGACCAUCUAUCGGCAGCAAACUAUCUUAAGAUGCACCUGGAUAGUAAACCUGAGUUCUGGAUAGGAAAAAAUGUUACAAAGGUGCAAGACGUGUUUAGCAAAAAGUACAAUUUCCCCAAGAACGAUUUCCGGGCCAACGGAGAGCAAUUCGACCGUUUGAUAGAUGAAGGAGACACCUGGACGUUGGGCGGAAACAUCCAAUGUGACGCAUUAUUUACCCCUGGCCAUACUCCUGCUUGUGUUUCAUACAGGAUAGGUGACGCUGGAUUUGUGGGAGAUACUUUAUUUAUGCCAGAUAUUGGUACGGCACGAUGCGACUUUCCCGGAGGAAGCGUGGAGGACAUGUACAAGAGUAUCCACAAGAUAUACGACCACUGGAUAGAUGACACCCGGAUUUAUGUUGGACAUGAUUACCCGCCAUCCGAGUCUGGCAGAGACUACGAUGUCAUGACUACCCUUGAUGCCCACAAGCGAUUCAAUAAGAUGAUCAAUACACACGUCUCCUUUGAUAAAUAUGUCAGUAUGCGAAAAGAGCGUGAUGCAUCCUUAAAAGCCCCUCGAUUCAUUCAUCCUUCUUUACAAACAAAUCUUCGUGGUGGUACCUUGCCAAGUCGAGAGCAGCCUGCCGAUGAAAACGAGGACCCUGCCUCUGUUGGUCGGUUUUUUAAAAUCCCUGUUAGAUGGAAAGACUAA